GCAUUUCAAUUCCACCGUCUCCCUAAAUUCAAUAAGGAGUGAAGAAACAUAUCAUUUGACAGAAAGAGAGCACAAAGAAGAAGAAAAGCGCAGGUUGUGUUCUCGCCGGGAGAGAGGGGGGAUUUUCUUGUAAUUAGCCCUCCCGAUCUCCGACCACCUAGCCGGAAAACCCACACGGCGACAGCCCGAGGAGAGAUCCUCAAUCCCACUCUUAUGUUUCAAGAAUCCCCCCUUUUUGAUGCGCCGAUCCAAUGCCCGAACUGCCAGGGAUAAUUCCGACAAGGUGAUCACCGACGACUCUCCCAGAAUGGAUUCCGCCGCCAAGCUCCACUUCCGGCCUGCCCGAUCCGUUUACCGGAACCCUACCAGACAUAACUCAAAACCGAAGCUUAUAUUAUUUACUUCAAUCGUUUUGCUCCUGUCAUUCCUCUGUUUCAUUUUCGCUUUCUCCAAGAACAUUAGGAUCAAACAUACGGCCAAGAGGAAUUACGGGAUUGUGAUCGAUGGGGGAAGUACCGGAACGAGGAUACACGUGUUUGAAUACGAGAUCAGAAAUGGAAUUCCGGUGUACAAUUUCCGGGAAAAUGGUUUACACUCCAUGAAGGUGAAUCCGGGGCUUUCAGCAUACGAGGAGGAGCCGGAGAUGGCUGCGCAGGCGAUUGACGAGUUGGUGGCUUUUGGGAAGAAGAUUGUGCCCAGAGAAUUUUGGGGCAGGACGAAAAUCCGGCUAAUGGCCACGGCAGGGAUGAGGUUAUUGGAGUCUGAGGUGCAAGAGAGGAUAAUGGGUGUCUGCCGGAAAGUCUUGAAGGGUUCUGGUUUUAUGUUCCAGGAUGAUUGGGCAACUGUUAUACCAGGAUCUGAUGAGGGGGUAUAUGCUUGGGUUGUUGCUAAUUAUGCCCUUGGAACACUUGGUGGAAAUCCUGAGCAAACAACAGGAAUUCUUGAACUUGGAGGAGCUUCAGCUCAGGUCACUUUUGUUUCUAAUGAGCCUUUACCCCAGGAAUACUCAAGUAAAAUUAAGUUUGGGAAUCAAACCUACAACCUUUACAGUCACAGCCUACUUCAUUUUGGCCAGAAUGUGGCAUUUGACUUAUUGCGGGAAUCACUUGUUGCAAGAGGGGACGAUCUUGGUAUUGGCUCCCUCCAAAGUGUGAAACCAAUGGACCCUUGCACUCCUAGAGGGUAUACCCAUGAGACAGAACAAUGGAAAUUUUCACCUAGUCAUUCUGCAGAAAAGUCUAGAUGUCUCUCAGCAUUGAAUCCCAAUGGUAACUUUUCAGAGUGUAGAUCUGCUGCACGGCUGUUAUUGCAGAAAGGCAAAGAGAAGUGCGCUUAUGAAAGCUGUGACAUUGGACCGGCAUUUAUACCUAAGCUACAGGGGAAGUUCUUGGCUACAGAAAAUUUCUUCCAUACUUCUAAGUUCUUUGGAUUGGCCCCAAAGGCAUCGCUCUCUGAUCUGAUGAAUGCUGGGAAAAGAUUCUGUGAGGAAGAUUGGUCAAAGUUGAGGAGCAAGUACCACUCACUAGCAGAGGAGGAUUUGCUCCGUUAUUGUUUCUCUUCAGCAUAUAUUGUGGCCUUGCUUCAUGAUAGUCUUGGAAUUUCAUUGGAAGAUGAAAGGAUUGGUUAUGCGAAUCAAGUGGACAAUAUCCCACUCGACUGGGCAUUAGGGGCAUUCAUCAUGCAGAGCAGUACUGACUUGGGCGAAGGCUCUUCUUCUAACUGGUUUGCGUCCAUGUUUGGGGGUGACUUGCCUACAAGUUUGAUUGCGGUCUUUGGCAUUUUCGUUCUAUUGACAUUUGUGGCCUUCUAUACAAGAGACUGGAGAAAUCACCCUCAGCUGAAGACCGUGUACGAUCUAGAGAAAGGGAAGUAUAUAGUUAAAUGCGUCCGUAGGUACUCAUAGCUUUCUGUCAUUUUAUUAGAUGGAAAAAAAAAACCAGACGAGAUUCUUUGCUCACACGGUGGAGUUGGAAGACCCAAUUGGCCUUUUUUUCACUUGCGAGAGUGUCAUUUGAAGCCACUAAUUCGCGCGAACACACACACACACACAAAUUGUUUGGAGAUUACGUUGCGGUUGAUACUGUAGACAAGGUAAGUAGGGAAACAACAGAAUGUAGUGUGGAUCUUCCCAUACUUCUCACUUGCUUGGGGUUCCCAUAUUGGUGUAUAGCUUUUGUACCAUAAUGUUAUAUAUGAUGUUUUGAUCACUUAAAUUGCCUAUUUUC
Molecule: messenger RNA, 2225 nt
Organism: Cuscuta campestris
Lineage: Eukaryota; Viridiplantae; Streptophyta; Magnoliopsida; Solanales; Convolvulaceae
Source: the annotation of a GenBank genome assembly